Molecule: messenger RNA, 2509 nt
Organism: Danio rerio (zebrafish)
Lineage: Eukaryota; Metazoa; Chordata; Actinopteri; Cypriniformes; Danionidae
Gene: tnfrsf1a
Product: tumor necrosis factor receptor superfamily, member 1a
Biological process (GO): signal transduction; innate immune response; tumor necrosis factor-mediated signaling pathway
Source: RefSeq, marked provisional
UUUGAGGAAAUGGACGACAGCGAUACAGCAGUCUCACGUUUUUAAAAAAAUACGCAUUUCUAUAUAAUUGUAUCAGCUCAGUCGGUAAUGAUAAAAAAACAACUUUCCAAGAGAACUCAAUGAAAAUGCUGGAUCGCCAUGAGUAGAGUUUGAAGGGAGCAGGACUGCGCCACCUAGCUGUCAUGAGGAUAUGUCAACUGACUGCGUGUUUGUUUCUGGUUCUAACCAGCCAGUUAUAUACAAUAUCAGGACUUGGUGGAAACAAGACUAUGAAGGGAAAUUGUCUUGAAAAUGAAUACUGGAAUAAGGAAGGAUUCUGCUGUGAUAAAUGCCAUCAAGGGUAUAAGUUAAAACAGGAAUGCAGUGCAGAAAACAUGAGGUCAAAAUGUGAGAAAUGUGAUGAAGGAACCUACCUGGAACAAGCAAACUAUAGCCCAAACUGCUUCAGAUGCCAGCAAUGCACAAAACCCCAUUCCAGGGAGUCUUCACCCUGCACACCCUACUCCAACAGGGUGUGUGAAUGUGAUACUGAUUAUUACAAGAAGAAGCUAGGUGAUUUAGGAUGGGAAUGCUCUCGCUGUAAAAAGUGUGGAGAUGGGCAAAUUGAAAUUCAGAACUGCACUAAGGAAGAGAAUAGACAGUGCAAAUGCCAGGAAAAUCAUUACCCUGUUAAUAAAAACUCCUGUAAGCUGUGCGAUAAAUGUCAGCCAGGAUGUGAUCACCUAUGCAAAACCAGCAUUCCCCCAGUCUUUUUUACAUCUACUAAGUCAAAUAGUCCUGAAGACACGGUACCUAAAAUAGUAGUUCCUGUUUGUGCAAGUAUCAUGGUUCUAUCGUUAGCCAUUUUUAUGGCAUACGAAGGCAUCAGACAUUGGCGGAAGAGGGCACAAGCUUCGUCAUCUCAGUCAUCGUCACCUGCUACAGAAGAAGAGGCAUUCAUCAUCACUGUAGUGCAGGACUCAAAAAAUAAGAGCGUAUCAUUCACAAAUCAGCCAUGUGAAUCCAAACCUCUAGGGAAUCUCCCAGACUGCAUCCCAAGAGAGAUCAAAAUUCACGAGUUCUUCUAUUUUGUGCUGGACGAGGUCCCUAUCGGACGAUUUAAAGAGCUUGUACGUCGGCUUGGAGUUUCUGAGCAGAACAUUGACCGGGCAGAACAUGACCACCGGAACUGCAAGGACGCCCAGUAUCAGAUGCUGAAAGUUUGGAGUGAUGGUGGCAGUGGAGGAGGGAACAAUGUUGUGCCGUAUGACCAAAUCCAGAUGCUCAUGAGCACACUGAAAGACAUGUGUCUGGUUAGCUGCGCAGAUAACAUUGAGAACAAGUUCCUUUCACAGAACACAAGCGUUUCGUAAUGAGGACAUCGGAGGAGAAUGGAGAACAGGGCAUUAACAGAGAUCUUUAACUUCCACUCGUUCGCAUUGGAUUUCAUUGAAAGUGGAAGUCUCAAGAGCUAGACACCAAAUCAGACGUAUUGCCAGACUGAAAAUUUCACACUAAAAUGUUUUAUGAACUUGUGAACAUUCUGUGUUCAAUGACGUAUGUACUUUUUUAUAUUACAUGUAUAUAUUUUGUCAAAGAUUUUUAGAGCUAUUUUUUGAAUGGGUGGUUGGGUCAAUGGGGUUUGGGUGAUUUCUGCAAAUCGCACAUUUAAUAAAACAUGUCCUGGUCACAUUUCACAGUAUACAGUGCUCAGCAUAUAUAAGUACACCCCUCACAAAUCUAUCUUUUAAAUUCAUAUUUUUAAUAGGAAGCUAUUGAAUAUUAUAUUUGUGCAUAUACAUUAGAUUAGGCAGUACUGAAGCCAAGUCUGAAGCUUAUCUAACAAAGAAGCCUACACCAUCCAAGAACCAGUGCACCCAAAUUUAUGUUACAGAAAAUUAUUAAACACAAAUUUUAAAAAGAGGAAAAAAUCAAGAGGAGCAAAAACAUUUUGAUUUAGUAAUGAUUUAGUUGAAAUUUUGUAGUUUGUAAUUUUUUAACGAUAUUUAGCAUGAAUUUAAUUGUAUUAUCUUUCAAUUUCUAAAUAUGUUUGGUGACAAAAAUAUUAUUUUAAUAAAUAUAUCUGUUUAAUAAAUUUGUGCACCAGAAUACAUUGCCAAUAUUCACUGAGAAAUGGAUGAAAAUGGCAUGUACUCUGUUAUGCUGAGCACUCUAUUUGUUUUCUUUAAUUUUUUGUAUUCUUUUACUUUUAUUUUCUUAUAUUCUGUUGUGUCCACUGAUUUUGGCAGCAAAAUCUCUUCAUUUUUACUUUAAGAAGCAUAAAAUCUUUUUUUUAUUAGACUGUUUUCGGGGUGAAAAUGACCCGGGCAUGUUGUCAUACAUUAGUUUAUGUAACAGUAUAUGCACUGUAUUUAAAUGUGUAAGAGCAGAGCUGUUAGUAAUUGCAUUUGUGUUGCACAUUCUUUCUGUGUAUCAAUCCAUGUUAUAAUAUGGUGCUUGGAAACAUAUUACAACUAGCAUUAAAUUGAAUAAUAAAAAAUAACAAUAAUAAAAUGUAAAUAAAGGCAUA